Messenger RNA from Asparagus officinalis (garden asparagus), 966 nucleotides. RefSeq lists its product as uncharacterized. Bases 1 to 885 code for a protein of 294 amino acids. The transcript has 3 exons. The record is from RefSeq and is a predicted model, not a curated record. NCBI's taxonomy places the organism in Eukaryota, Viridiplantae, Streptophyta, Magnoliopsida, Asparagales, Asparagaceae. Gene Ontology annotation, molecular function: protein dimerization activity.
AUGUUUUGCUCUGAAAAGUGGGUGGAAAGCAAGUGGGCAAGAGAUCCAAAGGGCAAAGCGGCGGAGAGGACAGUUAAAAUGACUAACUUUUGGAAUAAUGUUGUUCGUGUUCUCAAGCUCACGGGCCCUCUUGUUCGUGUUUUGAAGCUUGUUGAUAACAAGAGGAAGCCGACCAUGGGGUUUAUUUAUGAGGCUAUGGAUAGAGCCAAAGAGGCUAUUGCAAAAGCCUUUGGUGAUGAUGCAAGCAAAUAUUCGGAGUUAAAUAAAUUAAUAACAUAUUGUAUACUCGUAUUAAUUACUUUGUGUAUCUUGACAGCUGAUUGGUGGGAUUCUUACGGUGCAGCAGCUCCGAUUCUGCAGAAACUUGCUAUAAGGAUCCUUAGUCUCACUUGUAGCUCCUCUGGGUGUGAAAGAAACUGGAGUACUUUUGAACAAAUACACACCAAGAAGAGGAAUAUGUUGGAUCACAAUAGGUUGCAAGAUCUAGUAUUUUGCAAAUAUAAUCAAGCUUUGAAGGAAAGAUUUGACUGCAGGGAUAUUGUUGAUCCAAUCAAGUUGACUGAUAUAGAUGAAAGCAACGAGUGGUUAUUAGGUCAAUUUGGAGAGGGCGACAAUGCGGAAAAUGACUUGGUGGAUGAGGAGGAUGACCUUAGAUGGGGUGUUGUAGGUGAAGCAACGGGAGUUGAAGAAAAUUGGGGACCAAAUUUAAGGUCUACUGCUACUGCUAGGGUUCGAGGAUCUUCAAGUGGUAUUGCUUCGUCAUCUAGGAGGAGGGAGCCGGACUCGGAGGAUGAAGAUGAGUUUAAUGAAGAAGAGGAGGAAACUGAGGAUGAGGAGCCACUUCAGUUGGAUGAUGAUGAUGAUGAUGAUGAUGAGGAUGACUAGAAACUUUGUUAUUUUGCUACUUGCUUAUUUUAUUUCGUAGACUUUUGCUCGUGUUGGAUAUUAUCGUACAUUGUGAUGUGU